This is a messenger RNA of Balearica regulorum gibbericeps (East African grey crowned-crane), 1779 nucleotides long. The record is from RefSeq and is a predicted model, not a curated record. Lineage: Eukaryota; Metazoa; Chordata; Aves; Gruiformes; Gruidae.
AGGUGCUGGUGCAAAAACAGUUUAGCAAUGGAUCAAAGAAAAAAUGAUAGUUUUGUCCCAAGUAUCACGCAGUUGGAAGAUUUCCUAACAGAACAUGACUCCAAUGUUGUUUGGCUGUUAGUAGCGACAAUAUUGUCUUGUGGAUGGAUUAUCUACUUAACUUACUAUAAUUCCCGGAACAUUGGACUCAUUUUAACAUUGGUUCUUAACAGAUUGUAUAAACAUGGCUACAUCCAUAUUGGUUCCUUUUCAUUCUCUGUGCUGUCUGGAAAAGUCAUGGUUCGUGAAAUCUAUUUCAUUACAGAAGACAUGUCUAUCAGAAUUCAAGAUGGAUUUAUCAUAUUUCGCUGGUGGAAGAUGUACAACCCUAAGCAGAAACAGCAUGAUCCAAAGGCAGAAACACGACUAUAUAUUAUGGUGAAUGACUUUGAAUUUCAUGUGUACAACCGUUCUGAGCUUUAUGGACAACUUCAAGAACUAUUUGGCUUGGAUCCCACAAUCAUUCCAGCAAAGAAAGAUGAUGAAAAAGCACAAGUAAAUGGGAGACAGAGAACACAUACAAAUCUUGAAAGUGUUAAAGUAAAAACAGAGUCUCAAGAUCCUUCUUCUUCGUGGAGAUCACUUAUUCCAGUCAUUAAAGUCAACGUGAGCACGGGUCGCUUGGCAUUUGGGAAUCAUUAUCAGCCACAAACACUUUGUAUUAACUUUGAUGAUGCUUUUUUGACGUAUACCACAAAACCACCUUCGAGCCACCUUGAUCAGUUUAUGCACAUCGUGAAAGGAAAAUUGGAAAAUGUUAGAGUCAUGCUGGUUCCAAGUCCAAGAUAUGUUGGUCUUCAAAAUGAUGAGCCACCGAGGCUGAUGGGUGAAGGUUUUGUUGUAAUGCAGUCCAAUGAUGUUGACAUCUAUUACUAUAUGGAUGAACCAGGUCUUGUACCAGAGGAGACGGAGGAAAGUAAUGACGGAGAAGCAAACAACGAAGACAGCAAAUUACAGGAUCUGCCACCAUGUUGGGGUUUGGACAUUGUUUGUGGAAAAGGAACAGACUUCAACUAUGGACCUUGGGCUGAUAGGCAGAGGGAUUGCUUGUGGAAGUUUUUCUUUCCACCAGACUACCAAGUUAUGAAAGUCUCAGAAAUUGCUCAGCCGGGGAAACCAAGACAGAUCCUUGCUUUUGAACUGCGGAUGAAUAUUAUUGCAGAUGCCACCAUUGAUUUGCUUUUUACCAAAAAUAGGGAAACUAAUGCUGUACAUGUAAAUGUUGGUGCAGGAUCAUAUUUGGAAAUAAAUAUUCCCAUGACAGUAGGUGAAAAUGGCUAUUCACCUACAAUUAAAGGGCAGCUUCUACAUGUUGAUGCCACCAGCAGUAUGCAGUAUCGGACUCUCUUAGAAGCUGAAAUGCUAGCUUUUCACAUCAAUGCCAGCUAUCCCCGGAUAUGGAAUAUGCCACAGACAUGGCAAUGCGAACUUGAGGUUUAUAAAGCAACCUAUCAUUUUAUCUUUGCUCAGAAAAACUUCUUUACAGAUUUGAUCCAAGAUUGGUCUAGUGAUAGCGCACCCGAUAUUUUUUCAUUUGUUCCUUAUAUGUGGAACUUCAAAGUCAUGUUUCAUCAAUUUGAAAUGAUUUGGGCAGCAAAUCAACACAACUGGAUUGACUGUUCCACCAAACAACAAGAAAAUGUUUAUCUAGCAGCUUGUGGAGAAACAUUGAACAUUGUUUUUUCUCUGCCUUUCACUGACUUUGUUCCAACCACAUGCAAUACUAGAUUCUCUUUAAGG